AUGCUGCGCUUCCUGGUGUUCGCAACCCUAGUCCUUUAUGGACACAGCACCCAGGACUUUCCGGAAACCAAUGCCCGCGUAGUCGGAGGGACAGAGGCCGGGAGGAAUUCCUGGCCCUCUCAGAUUUCCCUCCAGUACCGGUCUGGAAGUUCCUGGUAUCACACCUGUGGAGGGACCCUCAUCAGACGGAACUGGGUGAUGACAGCUGCUCACUGUGUGGAUUACCAGAAGACUUUCCGCGUGGUGGCUGGAGACCAUAACCUGAGCCAGAAUGAUGGCACUGAGCAGUCCGUGAGUGUGCAAAAGAUCGUGGUGCAUCCAUACUGGAACAGCGAUAACGUGGCUGCCGGCUAUGACAUCGCCCUGCUACGCCUGGCCCAGAGCGUUACCCUCAAUAGCUAUGUCCAGCUGGGUGUUCUGCCCCAGGAGGGAGCCAUCCUGGCUAACAACAGUCCCUGCUACAUCACAGGCUGGGGCAGGACCAAGACCAAUGGGCAGCUGGCCCAGACCCUGCAGCAGGCUUACCUGCCCUCUGUGGACUACACCAUCUGCUCCAGCUCCUCCUACUGGGGCUCCACUGUGAAGAACACCAUGGUGUGUGCUGGUGGAGAUGGAGUUCGCUCCGGAUGCCAGGGUGACUCUGGGGGCCCCCUCCAUUGCUUGGUGAAUGGCAAGUAUUCUGUCCAUGGAGUGACCAGCUUUGUGUCCAGCCGGGGCUGUAAUGUCUCCAAGAAGCCUACAGUCUUCACCCGGGUCUCUGCUUACAUCUCCUGGAUAAAUAAUGUCAUCGCCUCCAACUGAACAUUUUCCUGAGUCCAACGACCUUCCCAAAAUGGUUCUUAGAUCUGCAACAGGACUUGCGAUCAAAAAGUAAAACACAUUCUAAAAGACUAUUGAGCCAUUGAUAGAAAAGCAAAUAAAACUAGAUAUACAUUA
Pongo pygmaeus (Bornean orangutan) is the source of this 936-nucleotide messenger RNA. It is a transcript of the gene CELA1, whose product is annotated as chymotrypsin like elastase 1. Gene Ontology annotation, molecular function: serine-type endopeptidase activity. NCBI's taxonomy places the organism in Eukaryota, Metazoa, Chordata, Mammalia, Primates, Hominidae. The record is from RefSeq and is a predicted model, not a curated record. The coding region runs from base 1 to 801 and encodes 266 amino acids. The transcript has 8 exons. Gene Ontology annotation, biological process: proteolysis.